This is a messenger RNA of Ziziphus jujuba (common jujube), 1764 nucleotides long. RefSeq names its product probable protein phosphatase 2C 34. Gene Ontology annotation, biological process: protein dephosphorylation. The record is from RefSeq and is a predicted model, not a curated record. Lineage: Eukaryota; Viridiplantae; Streptophyta; Magnoliopsida; Rosales; Rhamnaceae. The transcript is spliced from 6 exons. The coding region runs from base 332 to 1459 and encodes 375 amino acids. Gene Ontology annotation, molecular function: protein serine/threonine phosphatase activity.
CCAACACGCCCAUGGUUUCUUCAUCACACUGUGGUCAACGGAUGGGCAAUAUGGUAAUCUCAGCCACCCAGUUUGCAGUUUGUCGAAAAGUAUACGUUGCGUAGCUACACAUGGGAUUUGCAAAUGGGAAGAGAAGAUGGAAAUGGAGUAUAAGCAAGACGAAGCGUUUGAGUUCUCCUACACUGUCUGCUUGGGUUGCCUAACCGUCCCCGUGUUCCUACCAGGAACUGUUAGUUUCUUGCCGGAGUGCGCAAGUCUCAGUUUGCCGGCCUAGUAUAAACCAGUAUCCCUCUUGUUGAAAGAGAGGCGGUAAAUCACACAUAAAGGGACAAUGGUGCUUUUUCCUUCUAUUCUCGACGGAUUGGCGAGAAGUAUGUCAAUCAAGAAAGGAAACAAUUUUCAUAACGAUGUCGGAAGAGAAGCUGCAGAAACAUUGGCAAAGGAAGCAAAAAAGAACGCGUUGAUGUUGAGGUCUUCUGGGAAAAUGAAGUCUGAAAAGUCUGCCAAUUUAUCAUCUGUUUGCUCCAAGAGAGGCAAGAAAGGAAUGAAUCAGGAUUGCUUAAUUGUUUGGGAGGAAUAUGGAUGCCAAGAUGACAUGAUCUUUUGUGGGAUAUUUGAUGGUCAUGGUCGAUGGGGUCACCUUCUUAGCAAAAGGGUCAGGGAAUCACUUCCUGCUUCUUUGUUGUGCAAUUGGCAAGAGACUACUCUUUCAUCCCUUGACAUGAACUUUGAACUCGAAAGGGAUCAAAACCUCUUCCGUUUCGAUAUAUGGAAGCAAUCCUUCUUGAAAGCAUAUGCUGCCAUCGACCAAGAGCUUAAACACCAUCCUGAUAUUGAUUCUUUUCUUAGUGGUUCUACUGCAUUGACUAUUGUCAAACAGGGUGAACAACUCAUAGUAGCAAAUGUUGGAGAUUCUCGAGCUGUAUUGGCAACCAUUUCUGAAGAUGAUGGCAGUUUGGUACCCCUUCAGCUCACAAUUGAUUUCAAGCCAAAUCUACCUCAGGAGGCUGAGAGAAUAAGAAGGUCCAGAGGACAGGUUUUUUGUCUGCGUGAUGAACCAGGGGUGUAUAGGGUGUGGCCGCCAAACGGUCACUCACCAGGACUUGCCAUAUCAAGAGCCUUUGGUGACUACUGUGCGAAGGACUUUGGGCUUAUUUCUAUUCCUGAAGUGAGUCAAAGGCAUUUAACAAGCAGAGACCAGUUUGUCAUUUUAGCAACAGAUGGGGUAUGGGAUGUGAUAUCCAAUCAAGAAGCAGUGCAGAUAAUCUCCUCUACACCGGACAGAGAAAAAUCGGCAAGAAGGCUAGUGGAAUGUGCUGCUCUUGCAUGGAAACGUAAGAAACGAGGCUUUGCAAUGGAUGACAUCUCAGCUAUUUGUCUCUUCUUCCAUACUUCACCUUCCCAGCAAAUUAAUAAUCCACCGGUCUCAAAAUUUUCUGCCAUUAGAAAAUCUGGAUGAUUCAUAAAAGUUGUUGCUUUUUAUGUCCAACAGUAAAAUAUAUUGUAUAUAAAUGUAUUAUACAUAAGCAUUGCAGUCAUUGUAUCUUCUUGAUACACUUUUUUUCUUUUUCUUUUCUUUUGUUUUUUCCCCUUAUAAGUAAUAAGAAAUCAUUGAUGAUGAGCAGCCAGAAAUGUGGUACAGCUUCUCUGUGAAACUCUUCUCAAAGAAGAAAGAACCUGUUUUGAUCUCUAUGAAACUUUCAUAUAUGAUACAUAUAUCUACCCUUUAUUUGUUCAAUAGCAAAAAUGAAUAUUAUAAUUAUC